This is a messenger RNA of Notothenia coriiceps (black rockcod), 1317 nucleotides long. RefSeq names its product regulator of G-protein signaling 3. The transcript has 4 exons. Lineage: Eukaryota; Metazoa; Chordata; Actinopteri; Perciformes; Nototheniidae. Bases 9 to 1028 code for a protein of 339 amino acids. The record is from RefSeq and is a predicted model, not a curated record.
CAGCCACCAUGCGCAGGUUCAGCUCCGAGGGGAACCUCCUGGAUCUGGACUUCCUCCCCUGGAGGAGGGUGGCCCUGAAUAACCAGGAUGUUCAGAGGAACCGGGACUCUGGCACCUACACCCCUCACACAGGGGAGGACGAUCUGAGCGGGGGCUCCACCCUCCUGACCCCCACCAUCCUGGAGCCUAAAGGGGGUAACGAUGAGGGGGGGGCGAAUGAGCUGACCAAGCAGCACAGCGUCAGCGUGGAGACCCUGACUGAGCUGGGGAAGCAGGACAAGAACCACCUGAGUGUGGGCCUCUUGGGGGAGGGCUGCAGGGCCUACAGCGACGGCCAGCUGGCCCCCCAAGCCCAGGGCAGCACGGAGAGCAUGGAGAGGGACGACAUGCCCUCUGGCUCCCCCUCCUCCAGCAACCCCUUCUCCUUCAAAGCCCAUCACAGGCACAACCAAAAACACAAGCUUUCCUCCGCCAAGCUGCACCUCCGGAGUCUGUUCGGACAGAGUCCUCAUUCUUCAAACCCAAACCUGUCCAACACAGAGCAGAAAGACAGUGUGACAGAGCGGAGGUCCCGCCUCCUCUUCAUGCGUCAGUGGAGCCAGGUGGGCCACAGUAAGAAGAGGAAGUUCAGUCGAGAGGAGGUGGAGAAAUGGGCGGAGUCUCUGAACACCCUGCUGCUCAGCCAAAGUGGGGUCUCAGUGUUUGGAGCAUUCCUGCGCUCUGAGUUCAGCGAGGAGAACCUGCAGUUUUAUCUGGCCUGUGAGCAGUACAAACACUCGUCCAACAACUUCAGCCUGCAGAGGAGGGCCAAGGAGAUCUGCAGCACCUACAUCCAGCCCGGAGCCCCGCGAGAGGUACACAACUCUCAUGUUCAAGCUAGCGUCAUGCAGCCAAGGUUUUCAAACCUCUCUGCAUCAAACAGGAAAUGUAAUUCAAGUCCUGUCUCAUGUGUGUACCUUUCAUGUUUCCCCCUGUGUAGGCGUUUGAGGUUUAACGUCACAGCUUGCAUCAAUAGCAGCAUUCAUUAGAGACUGUUUUGCACAAGUAGAGCAAGACUUGCCAGAAAAAACAACCUUUUGGAAACACAUUUUUCUACUUUCUUCUUUUUUCUUCUACUGAUAGGAAAUGACUUAAAGUGAACAACAUGUGUGACAAAUGUAAAGGUUACACCAAACUGACCUAACGCCCUCAACCUGCGAGCAUUUGAUGUUAUUCCUAACAAGUUGACAAUUACCUAAACAUUGCAACAGCUCAGGUAGGCUGAGAUAAAACUGUUUGUGUACAUGAUUUCUCGCUGUGAAGACUCUACCUUUCUGU